Messenger RNA from Mytilus trossulus (common blue mussel), 4104 nucleotides. RefSeq names its product kinesin-like protein KIF23. Lineage: Eukaryota; Metazoa; Mollusca; Bivalvia; Mytilida; Mytilidae. Gene Ontology annotation, molecular function: microtubule binding; ATP binding; ATP hydrolysis activity. Gene Ontology annotation, cellular component: kinesin complex; microtubule; nucleus. Gene Ontology annotation, biological process: mitotic spindle midzone assembly; microtubule-based movement. The record is from RefSeq and is a predicted model, not a curated record. Bases 148 to 2796 code for a protein of 882 amino acids. The transcript has 24 exons.
UGUCUAGGAGUCUUGUCGGUUACCUCCCUUGUGGCGCUUGGUUUAAAAACAAGUCACGUGAUUUUUGACUGGGGGAAAUUUGAAACAACAAACAACUGUAACUUGUAAAAAGCAUAUAACGAAGAUCAUUUUAAGUAUCAUUUAGCGAUGCCACCACAACGAGGAAAAACCCCCAGGAAGAAUAAAAAUGGAUCUGGAUCUCAGACAGAACCUGUUGAGGUCUAUUGUCGUAUUCGACCUUUAGAUAAUCCAGAUGAUCCUGUAUGUUUGAAGGCUGUUAAUACUAACACUUGCAUCCUUACGCCACAAGAGAAUGCAAUUGCAAGAAAUGGACAAGUUAAAGAGUUACAAUACCAGUUUCAGUAUGUUUUUGAUGAAUAUACCUCUCAGAAGGCAGUCUAUGACUAUGUUGCCAUGCCUUUGAUGGAAGAUCUCAUUAAAGGAAAAAAUGGCUUGCUGUUCACCUAUGGAAUAACAUCUUCUGGUAAAACCUAUACAAUGACUGGUACCCCAGAUGACCAAGGAUUGAUGCCAAGAUGUCUAGAUGUGCUGUUUAACAGUAUAAGUGGUUUACAGGCCAAGAAAUAUGUUUUCAAACCAGACAGAAUGAAUGGUUUUGAAAUACAGACAGAUGCUGACGCCAUGAUGGAAAGACAGAGAAGGGAAAUACUUCCAGGAUUGACAACUCCUAAAACACCAGGGAGGGGCAGAAACCAUGGAGAGUUUGGAGAGCAUGGACGAAUGAGUGAUCCAACCCGUGUAGAGGAUAUUGAUGAGGGAAAUAUCUAUGCUGUUUUUGUGUCUUACAUAGAAAUCUAUAACAACUAUGUUUAUGAUCUGUUGGAGGAACUACCACAUGACCCAAUUACAGGAUACAAACCACCUCAGUCAAAAAUUUUACGAACUGAUUCUAAUGAUAACAUGUAUGUGAUGAAUUGUGUAGAAGUAGAGAUUAAAAGUCCACAAGAAGCUUUUGAAGUUCUGUAUAAAGGUCAGAAAAGACGUAAAGUAGCCCACACAGCAUUAAAUGCUGAAUCAAGUAGAAGUCAUAGUAUAUUUAAUAUCAGGCUAGUCCAGGCUCCUUUAGAUGCCAAUACAGAUAUGAUAGCACAAGUUCAGGAUCAAGAAAAAAACAUAUGUGUAAGUCAGUUGUCACUUGUAGACUUAGCUGGAAGUGAAAGAACUAACAGAACAAAGAACACAGGAGAAAGAAUGAAGGAAGCUGGAAAUAUUAACCAGUCACUUAUGGUGCUAAGGAAUUGUAUAGAAUUGUUACGAGAAAAUCAGAAAACUGGCCUGGGCAAACUUGUGCCAUACAGAGAUUCCAAGUUAACCCACUUAUUUAAGAACUAUUUUGAUGGUGAUGGUAAAGUAAGAAUGGUUGUUUGUGUCAAUCCAAAGGCAAUCGAGUAUGAUGAAACCAUUCAUGUGAUGAAGUUUGCUGAGAUGACACAAGAAGUCUUAGUUACCAAAUCACAACAGGUUAAGUUUGAAAUAUUAGAAGCACCAAUGAUAAAGAAACCUCCUGUCAUAGAAGAUUAUAUACCUAUGAUGACUUACAGUCUGGGUCCAACCUUUCCAUCUCUAGAGGUAUUACACUGCAGAGAUGAGUAUACUUUAGAUCAACUUUCUGACUUCUUGGAUGAGAGAAACAGACUUAAAGAAAAUCUAAUGAUAGAUUUUAACAGAAAACAGGAUCAGUUCAGAGCUCAGCUUGUUAAAAUUGAGAAAGAAUAUAAUGAGAUGAAAUCUAGAAGUCAUGAUUCACAAUCUGUACUAGAGAAACGUGAAUCCUAUAUACAAAAACUGGAGUCUAGACUUAGGUCAUUAGAGAAACGUCAGGAUGAGACAAGCAGACAGUUUAAGGAAUGUGAAAGAGAAAGGAGAGAAUUAGAAUCAAAGCUUCAAGAUAAGAAUAUGAAGAUCAGACAAGAAAAAACAGAGAAGGAUCGACUAAGAUCUGACUUCAGGAAUCGUCUUGAACAUAAUAACCAACAAUGGGAGAAAAAUUUGCAAAAAGAGAGAAAUAAAAUAGAAAAUGAACUUGAAGGACAGAUAAAUGAGAAACAACAUAAAUUGAAUAUGUUGAGACACAUUGUGAACACUGAAACAGAUAGUGAUACCCCUACUGCACGAUUCCGUACCCCGGCACCAAAGGCAAGGACAUACACAACACCUGGUAAAAUCAUGUCUGCCAGGUCAGAGACAGAUAUGUCGUCUGUGGGAAAGAAUCCAGUACCAACACCAAGGUCAAGGACACAGACUGCAACAGUAACAUCUGCUAGAUCCAUGCAUGGACUCAACAAAGUGGGCACACCUAAAAAUACUCCACAGUAUAAUCCUCGCCAUAGAAGGUCAAGGUCAUCCAAUGCUGAGAUAUGGUUGGAUCACAGACCACCAGGAUCAGUAGAACUUGUUUUUAGAGGGCAUGACUGCACUGUUUUACAACCAAAACUUAAGAAAAAGAAAUCUGUGUCUAAGCUAGAGGUUAAGGAUACUAAGGAGGCCACAAAAUAUAUCCUUACUCAUCAAGAUAUAGAUUCAGCUGGAGAAUUAGAAACAAAACUUAUCAAGGGAAACAUGUUACCAACAGCUGGUGGAGGAACUGCCGUGGUAUUUAAUGAUGUAGAGACUCUAAAACAGAUAUCCCCAGGUAGUAGGAAGAGACGUAGUUCUUGUCCACAGCCUACAGAUUAUGAUGGAGACUGGACAGAUGUGGAAGAUAGAUGUGGAAUUGCCAUUGAAGGUCAUUCUAGAAAGAGAAGUAGAGGAACAGAAAAAGUAUCCAGAGUUUAGAAAUGUGUUGCAUAGACAGAAUGUGAUCAUAACAUAUCCAAAUACAAAGUCUGCAAACGGAAAGAUUAUGUAGAGGACUGCCUUGACGGUUUAAUACUUCAGAAAAAAUUAAUGUAUCCAUUCAUUUAAAAAAAUGAUUCAUAUAAAAUCAUGUUUUCAAUACUGUAUUAGAAAAUUUAAAUGGGGCAUUCAUAGUUUAAAUAUUUCAUUCAAGUUUUUUAUACAUUCUGAUGAAUUGAUAAUGAUGUAGCAUCAUUAGUGACGAUCAUAAAACAAUUUUGUAAAUUUUUUCAUAAUUCAAAAAAUGUAGGUUAUUUCAAUGAAAAAUAUCAACCAUACUAUAGUAUAGAUCCAAAAUAUUUGCCUGGUGUAAGGUUUUUUUCCUCAUUAUCAAGUUGUUCCAAGAAGAUUUGAAAAUUUGUCAAUUGAACAUAUGUCAGAAACACUACAAAUAGGUUACAAUAUGAUUGGUAAUCAGCAUUUUAUUUUUUCCAUAAUUAGAAAAAUCAAAUUAUUCAGGGUUUCUUAUGAUUUAAUGGGUGCUAUUUCUGUAUUUGUUUUGCCUUUUAUUUUUUUUAAUAGUAAAUAAAUGUGUUUGUAUAGUUUUUGUAAGUGUCAAUUUUGUAAAUAGAAUAUUAUGGUCAUAGAUAUUGUGAUAUAAGUUAUAUUUAUAACACUUCUCCACAUUCGUCUUUUGUGAUUAUUUACUUUGUUUUAAAAAAUAUACAUUAACGGUAACCAAAGAGAACCAAAAUCAGCAUAAUUAUGAUUUCUUUUAUUGAAAAAAGCCAAUAAAAGUCAAAAUGUUUUGAACCUUUUCUGGACAUAAUAUUUUUACAGCUUGAUUUUAACCGGAAACGUUUAUAUAUCAUGUAUAUUCAACUAGUUUGCUUCUAUCAUAAUUUAUCUUUGCAAUAAUUAGUUAUAUUCGCUUCUAAUUUUAUCAUUCUAUGUGUAGAACACCCAUUUUAUUUUUAUUGAACAAAGAUUUCUUUCCUCUCAGAUUUUAUGUUUUAAUUUCACAUUUUGUUUCUUUAAAAAAACAUAAAACAUGAUUUUUAUAUCUUUUGCUUUUGACUCUUCCUGCGAAAAUGAAACUAACAAGAAAUCUUCCUAAUUUAGAACACAACAUCCCUACUCAUAUUCUUUAUCUUGUCUCCUAUACUAUUGUCUUUAUGUAAAUAUGUUUAUCAUCAGAUCUGAACCUCUGUAACGUAUAUUGUCACAUAUAUAUGUAAAUAUUGGCUGUCAGUAUUUUUUCACCUUUAUUUUAUGUAUAAAUAUAUGUAAUAAAAUGUAAAUAUAAAA